AUGAACAAACGGCACUUACCUCCUCUUCCGUGAUCCCUUUUCCAGUUCAAAUCAAUGCUUUAAACCCUAAAUUAAAAUCUGUCGAGUGCCGACUUGUCCAGCCCAUCAAGCAGCCGCUCCUUCGCAGCUCACCAGCCACCUAGCAGUCCAGCUCCAUCCACCGUCCACGUAAAGCAGCCUCCAAGCCGUCACAGUGAGAAGACUCUGCUUUCUGGACUCGCUUCACAAUGGCUAUUCUCUUCCACAAAUUCCAACAGAUUAUAUGGUGUAUGAAUGAAUGAAGGCUUAUGUGCUUAGUUAAAUUAUGAUGCCUAACAUUAGACAAUGGGUGAGCCUUGCUGGAAGCUUUCCUUCUGGGAAGAAGUAUGAGCUUGGAAUGGCAUGCAAGAUUUAAACGUCCAGCUACAAUCGUUUGGGAAGGAAUGCUGACAAGGUGGAUGCAGAGGAAAUUAUUGAUAUGGCGAAUAAAGCCUCCGUUUCUGAUCAACAGAAGCAAGUCCAAGAAAACAUCCACUCACAAAUCAAAAGUUUUUGCAUGUCUAUGGAUGAAAUUCUUCUCCCUAAUAAUAAAAAGAUAGAUGAGGCACUCGAAUUGCCACCACAAUCAGCUGCUGCUCCUCGUCGUAGUGGCCUUAGUUUUGCUGUUGGCAAGGAUGACCAACCUAAUUACCAUGCUGUUAUACCGGAAACAAGGCCAUCAAAACAAGCUGAGGUCUCUGAAAGACUAAAGGACCUCAUUGGUUACCGACUUGAUAUCAAGCCAUCUCAAAUACUCCAUGAGGAAGCUGGGCAAGGCUUAUUUUUAGAUGGUGAAGCUGAUGUGGGUGCAGUUGUAGCUUUUUACCCCGGCGUAAUAUACUUCCCAGCUUACUACCGUUACAUUCCUGGAUACCCAAAAGUUGAUGCACGAAACCCAUAUUUGAUCACUCGGUAUGAUGGAAGUGUGAUCAACGCCCAACCUUGGGGUUUUGGGGGUGAAGGCCGUGAAGUUUGGAAUGGCCUUAGCAUGGCAGACUUUAAGCCAGACAUGCAAGGUGUUGAGAAGGGUUCAGAGCGUGUCUGGAAAUUGCUCAGUACUCCUUUGGAAGGUACACGAGCAGGUAUCAAGGGUGAUGUAUUGGAGCGGAGAAACCCAUUGGCUUUUGCUCAUUUUGCUAACCACCCAGCAAAAGGCAUGGUCCCCAAUGUCAUGAUUUGCCCUUAUGAUUUCCCAUUAACUGAGAAAAACAUGAGACCCUAUAUUCCAAAUAUAUUGUUUGGAAAUGCUGAAGAAGUAAAGAUGAAAAGAUUUGGCAGCUUUUGGUUCAAAUUUGGGGGUUCAGGAAAUGGUGGGUCAGAUGUUGCUGUUUUGAAGACACUUGUUCUGGUGGCUACUAGGGCACUUUGUGAUGAAGAACUGCUCUUAAACUACAGGUUGAGCAACUCUAAGCGACGGCCAGCCUGGUACACUCCUGUGGAUGAAGAGGAGGAUAGAAGGAGAUGGAGCUAAAUUAGUGUAAGUUGACUUGAAAGCCAUAAAUGCAUCGGAUUCCUUCAUUUUACCCUGGGCCAUAUUUAUUUCUUGUUCUUACUUCGCGUCAGACUUUGUGUUAUGAAAAUGAUCAAGAUGGAAAAAAAAUAAAUAAAUGGACAUAGCUGGUGACAUUACUAAACAAAUGAUGAUAUUCAGACAUUUGCCAUGAUGGAUUCAAAAAUUUUGGUUCUGAACGGACAUUUGUUAGCCUGCUUUAAGCAGGCAUGGUAUCCAAGCCAAUUUGUAUUUUC
Carya illinoinensis is the source of this 1764-nucleotide messenger RNA. RefSeq lists its product as uncharacterized. The coding region runs from base 458 to 1489 and encodes 343 amino acids. The transcript is spliced from 5 exons. The record is from RefSeq and is a predicted model, not a curated record. Lineage: Eukaryota; Viridiplantae; Streptophyta; Magnoliopsida; Fagales; Juglandaceae.